AUGGAAACUCUAUUCAACUUCUUGUUGCAGGAGGAUUCAAUCGGGGAGGCAUUCGAUCCCCGAGCAGCGCGUCCCCGCUGCAAGCACUGCGGGGCGGACGCCUGGCUGCAGUGGGACGGCCACUACGCUGACUAUUGCAGCAGAAGCUGCCGAGACAAACAAGUGGGUACUCUGGGGCACACCUCAGCUGCAGGGCCCGCCCAGCGUGGCGGGUUUGGGACACGCGGCCCUCCUAACUUACUAGGGGAGAGGCAGGCUCAGCUGCAACAGGAGAAAGAGAACCUGUGGGAGAAGCAGUUUUCACCCAGAAACCGAUUCCUCCCUCGUAAGAAAGCACAGACUCAGGAACAAGAUCCGGGGAAGCAGCAGCUCAGAAUAAAUGAUUCGGCGACUGCCAUUACUGCUGGAGCAUUUGCAGAGGCUGCAGCAGCAAAGAAAGUCGCCAGAGCCCUACGACAGAGGGCCCCUCGACAUGCAACCCCCAGACAAUCCGUAGGGCCACGUAUGGAAGGAGGCCCUCCGCCAACAGCUACAACACCCAGGAGGAUGCUGAGCAUAGCCUCGAGGGGUCCUCGAGAGGUAGCACAGCUGCAAAGACAGCGCACAGUGGCGCGUUUUAUGGAUCACGGGGAAAAGGCAGAAGAACUGCAAACGGCUCUGCAGGAAUAUCAGGAAAAUUUAAUCUGUCAGCGACAGAAGCUAGAGGAAGAACGAACCGUUUGUGCGGCUAACGAUUUGGGGCAUUUUGCUAGAUCUUCAAUCACUUCUAAUGCUCCUGCCGAUGCUGGGAAUCUUCAGAUGUCUGAAGUUGGUGGUGGUGCUGCUAAUGCACAACAAAGUACCGAGCUGCAGGGGAAGGAAGCCGAGUCUUCAUCCCAGUUGCUGCAGGGGGAGCAAACAAAAUGUGAGGAGCAGAUGAAGGCCGUUAAAGAGCAAGUGGAGCAGCAGCUGCUUCAGCACAAAGCGCAGCUAGCAGCCGAAGUUAGGCGCAUCGCGGCAAAAGAUGUCGAAGCGCAGAAGGCUCUGGCGAAAGAGCUGGGGGAGGUCCGUGCUUCUCUGCAGCAGCUGACGAAUAUUCAGGACCAGAAGCGAGAGAAGAAGCAUCAGGUGGUUCAGAUGGAGCUUGAGCAGCAGCUUAUGGCUGAGCUUCAGCAGGAUCUCGAACAGCGGCUGGAACGAAAGCUCAAGGGGCAGCUCCAGGAGGAACUGGAACAGCAAAUUCAAAAGCAACUGCAGCGGCAGCAGGAGCAGCAGCAGGACCCUGAUAGCGCAGACAGGAUUCAACGGAGGAGGUCGAAGGAGCAGCAGCUUCUCCAGGCACUGUUGGAGAAGCAGCUUAAGCAGGAAGAGCGGCUGCAGCAGCAUAUAUCGCAACAGCAGCGGCAACAAGAGAAGCUAUUGUGCCAGCUUCAACAGCAGGAGCAGAUGCUGCAGAGACUGGCUGUUAGAGCCAGACGACGCAGUAGUGCAAGAAGACCUCAGUUGCCAUUUAAUAGAGUAGGCGAAAUACCAGCCGACCAACAGCUGAAGGGUUUGCUGGUUGAGGGCCUCUUAAGUCACCUCAGUACACACGAGCGCAAAGAGCAACAGCGCGAGCAACAGCAGCAGCAACCGCAAAAAACAGAAACGCUGGCGUGCAGCUGGGCGGAGAGGGAACUGGCUCUGAUGGACGCUCAAGCAGCAGGUGUUGCUGCCGCAUCCGAAGCAGAAGGGAGCCAUGUGGUUGGAGUGUAUAAGGGCCAGCUUGAGGCUGCCGUUAUCGAAGCAAGUCUGAAGCUUCAAGAGCCCGCGCAGCAGGAGCAACAGCAGCACUUUCUACAGUUUGGCAGCAAGUUACAAGUAGUGUUGCGCGUUGCCACGGCGCCGGGCGCAUGGGAGGAAAAGGAGACAACUUUUUCGCCGGAUGGAAAGUGGGGGGAAACGUUUAGCUUCGGCGUGCACUGGCCGUCUGCUGCCGUUGCUGCUGCCUCUGCUGCUCUGUACGCUCAGCUAUGGGCCACUUCCAACAGAAGUACUGCUACCAUGGGCCACAGCAGCAGCUGCUGCCGUUCGUUCUUGGGAGAGGCUGCACUCCCUCUGCCCACUUUCACAAAUCCUUGGGAGUACAGAGCCCCCCUUCGGUGGCGCAGUAGCCAGGGAGGUAACCCACGACGGCAGCAGUUGCUGGUGUGGGGGGAUCUUCUGCUUCGUGUCCAGUUCCAUCCUACCGAAAAGGCGGAAGCGGGUGUAAGUAUCACGAAGGAGCCACAGGACGUUCAGGCUUUGCUCCAAACUCCAGGGAUAAAGGUUGAUCACUUCAGCAGGUCCGACCACUGCACAGGCAGCAAGGUCACCAUCAGUAGCCCCAGCAGGCGAAGCACUGACAGCAGCGACAGCAGCAGCCAAAGUACUAGUGGCAUUGGAGGCCACAACGGAGAGCAGCUGCAGUCGGCGAACGUACUUUGCGACGUCCCGGAGGUAGGCUGCACACUGCAGCAACAGCUACUGCAGCAGUUAGACGAACUGUCACUUGCUUGGUGGCGCGCGCUGGGCGAACAACAGGAACAAAAACAGGACCACCAGCGCACACCUGUAGUUAUUGAUAGUCAGCUACUCCAGGAGCACCUUCAGCGGUCUCCCAUGAUGGGAGCCCUUUGCACGAACUCCUUCUGCAGCAAUAUGGCGGGUGCAUUCGCGGACUUGUACAGCGAAGAAGAGUUCCGUGUUUGGGGUAUCUGCGGCAGCUGCCAGCAGCAGCUGUUCACUACACCUCUACCAGCAGAGUUGAACAGGGGUCACUCUUCUAUAGAGCGGCUACGCCUACUGUCUCCGUUUUCCCGCUGUUGCAGGGACGCCCGUGACGGGGUUGGGCCCACUGAAGCCCUUGCUAGGGUGACAGCGCGUAAGGAGCUGCAACCAUUCGGAGAACUGAGGCUUGAUGGCAACAUCCCAGUUGCGUUUCCGUCGCCAAACUGCUUAUGGCCAUCUGCCUUGCAGCUGCUACAUGCCCAGCGUUUUUCUCUGGUUCAUGUUCAAGAGCGAUUCCGGAGCUGCAGCUGCAGCGGCGAGCUACUGGCUCUUCUACAGUGUCCCUUGUUGCAACGAUUCGAGAGGCCUGACUGGCACUCCCGUGCUGCUACCGCAGUACGCACUUGCGUGCUGCUACUUCUCCAGCAGCACCCCAAGCUGCAGCUCCUCUUGUCCUCCCUAGGAGGCCGUCGCAUCAGCUACCAUGACCCGCUGCAGCUGCGUGUGCUGCGCCGAAUGGAGCAGCAGCAGCUGCUGCAGCAUCGGGGGGCAGGAAGGGAUUCCCCAAGUAUUAUUCACAAAAUGAGACAAGAUGGCACUGCGGAGGCCCCCGCCAUACCUCACAACUUUGCGGGGAUGCUGUUGAUGGAUAUGUGUACAGCUUUGGGUCCCCCACUAACGGGAAGCCCCAAUCCAUCGCGAUGUUAA
Messenger RNA from Eimeria maxima, 3435 nucleotides. RefSeq lists its product as hypothetical. The transcript has a single exon. Lineage: Eukaryota; Apicomplexa; Conoidasida; Eucoccidiorida; Eimeriidae. Bases 1 to 3435 code for a protein of 1144 amino acids. The record is from RefSeq and is a predicted model, not a curated record.